Galdieria sulphuraria is the source of this 799-nucleotide messenger RNA. RefSeq lists its product as uncharacterized. The record is from RefSeq and is a predicted model, not a curated record. Bases 3 to 764 code for a protein of 253 amino acids. Lineage: Eukaryota; Rhodophyta; Bangiophyceae; Galdieriales; Galdieriaceae. The transcript has 2 exons.
CUAUGGUUCCUCGUGGACGCUUUGCACCUACAAUACCUAGUGAAAGGAGAAGGAGAAAACAACUUCAAGUUGAUUCACAAGAUAAAACGACAGAUAGCCCACCUGUGGAACAAACAAGAAACGAGUCAACCAAGAAGACCCUUGAAGGAAGCACUUUAAAAACAGAAAACAAAGCUUUAGAACAACCAAUUAAAAAGGAACCUCUCAUACAAACAACAAACAACGAGACAAAAGUUAAACAGAAUAGUAACACUUGUCUUCAGUUGGACUCUUCAGACGAGGAACAAGAGAAUACUCGAGAUGACAAUUAUAAUACUACAGUUGGUUAUAAUGUUACUUAUGGGUCAUCCUCUCUUUUGCCUGUAGUCUUGCCUAUAUCCAAUCAGCCGACGGAUGAAUUCGGACAAGUUGAUAAUACAGAACAUCAGAAGGGUAACUUGGCAAAGAAGUCCAUUGCUAGUAAACUUUGUCAUGAAAAAAAAUGGUUCUUUGUGCAAUUGCCACCUACAUUACCUAUAUCGGACUCUAUAGAAAUGCAACAGAAAGACUUGCAUAAUGAAAAGGAAGAAACUGUGGAUGAAAGUGCAAGUACUGAAGCUAAACUACGGGAAUUGAAGUAUAUGAUGUCUCAAAAUGAAGUAGAAAGUCAGUUACAUCCCGACAUUAGACAUAUGAAAAGUUGCAAAUUGGGUUUUACAAGGAGCAGAAACAAGUUUCUCGGAGAAAGCGAUGCAAGUGGAUUGGGAAAAGAGUUUAUUAGGUGAACUGGGAGAUGUUAGUCAUCGAUGGAUUUGUGUUC